This is a messenger RNA of Colletotrichum aenigma, 264 nucleotides long. RefSeq lists its product as uncharacterized. The transcript has 2 exons. The record is from RefSeq and is a predicted model, not a curated record. Bases 1 to 264 code for a protein of 87 amino acids. Lineage: Eukaryota; Fungi; Ascomycota; Sordariomycetes; Glomerellales; Glomerellaceae.
AUGCACCAUGCAUUCGGAUCCGGUGGUGUUGAGAACCCAGACAAGCCCGAGGUAUACAGCCGGCCGCUCGUCGAUGGGGUGGGCCCCGAGGCCCUGGUGCAGACUCGAGUUCUUACUGUAACAGAAAUCGAUUGGCAUCACAAGCGUGCAGUUUACAGGAUCGGGACUGCGGCUCGGGUCAGACCGUGCAAACACUCCAGGCAACGUGAUACCGGGGAUGGCCUGUUGAUGAACGGGAAUGCCCAAGUCCUAGAAAGCCACUGA